Exophiala aquamarina CBS 119918 is the source of this 1125-nucleotide messenger RNA. RefSeq lists its product as uncharacterized. Gene Ontology annotation, cellular component: mRNA cleavage and polyadenylation specificity factor complex. Gene Ontology annotation, biological process: mRNA alternative polyadenylation. The transcript is spliced from 2 exons. Gene Ontology annotation, molecular function: mRNA binding. The coding region runs from base 1 to 1125 and encodes 374 amino acids. NCBI's taxonomy places the organism in Eukaryota, Fungi, Ascomycota, Eurotiomycetes, Chaetothyriales, Herpotrichiellaceae. The record is from RefSeq and is a predicted model, not a curated record.
AUGGCUACAGAAGAAGACAAUUUUGACAUUGACAUCUAUGGUGAAGGUGAACCUGAUGGCGCUAUGGGCCACGAUGGUCAUAUGGACUAUAACGACGACGAUGAAGAGGUUAAUUUUGACCUAGGUCAAGACGAUUUUGCACACGCUGAGGAAGCCGCAGUCAAACAUGACAUAGAGCCACAUCAGAAUCAGAAGCCUGAAACACCCUUGCAGACCGACAAGACCGAAACCCAAUCCCAACCACAAGGACAUGCCAGUGGACGAGAAGAUGCGCCUAGUCAACCCCAGACAAUCCCCGUGAAGCCACCAUCUGGCCUCGCACCUCAGCAGGGAACGAAACGCAAGGAAUCAUCUGGUGAAAGACCUCUCGAUGCCGGUGCUACGAGCGCCCUGAUGAUCUCAGAUCUUCAUUGGUGGACUACCGAGGACGACAUUCGUGGUUGGGCUAAUGAUGCUGGCUCUGAAGAGGAUUUGAAAGACAUCACUUUCAGUGAACACAAAGUCAAUGGGAAGAGCAAAGGGCAAGCCUACAUCGAGUUUUCCUCCCCCCAUGCCGCUACAGCCACAAAACACCAAAUUGAACAAGCCGGAGGAGCCAAUGCUGCUACCCGCAAGCACAAUGUGGUCUUCACCAACCCCAUGCAAAACCCAUUCAAGACGCUCCCCAAGGACGCUCCUACUCGUGCCCGAGAGGAGCGGCCGGUCCGAGGUGGGUCGACUGCUUUUAACCCCACAACCCACACUCAGAAUCAUUACGGCACGAACAAUCAAGGGUAUCGAGGUGGAAGAGGUGGUGGAUUCAACCGUGGAGGCUAUAACGCCCACGGUGGUCACAACCAAUACAACCGCAACUUCUCUGGUCCUAUGGGGGGUGGGUACAAUAAUAACAACCACAACAAUGGGGGAUUCCAAGGCAACAUGGGCAUGAACAACAACUAUGGCGGAUUCAACCGAGGCGCUAUAAUGAACAACUCUAUGAGGGGGGGUAAUAUGGGUGGCAUGCGCGGAGGUAGAGGAGGCAUGAACAACAUGAUGCCGAUGGGAGGCGGGAUGGGCAUGGGGAUGGGUAACAUGGGAAUGAAUCCUAUGAUGGCCGGAAUGGGCAUGGGAGGUAAGUAUCGAUAG